AUGGGAAAUGGCAUCUCUGGCAGUCUAGGAGGUGGUCAUGGCAACAUGGGGAUUUCGCUGUCGCUGCUUCCAGAGAACGAGAAGUUUUUUGGGCUGGAGAACUUUGGCAACACGUGCUACUGCAACUCGAUCCUUCAAGUGCUCUACUUUUGCCUCCCGUUCCGAACGCACUUGCUCACACAUGUCCAGCACAAUGGCCUCGCGAAGAAGAAGCUCGACGUCAAGGACAAGUCGUUGCUCGAUUGCAUGGCCGAGCUGUUUCACAAGAUCUCGAUGCAGAAGAAGGCCGUGGGGUACGUCACGCCCAAGACGUUUGUGACCAGGCUGCAGCGCGACAACGAAAUGUUCCGUGGGCCCAUGCACCAAGACGCCCACGAGUUUCUCAACUACGUGCUCAACGCCAUGUGUGAUCAAGUGGAGAGUGAGCUGAAGGCUGCCGCAGGACUGUCGUCGCCACAGUCGUCGGUGCCGCCGUCGCCCACAUCUCCAUCUUCAGCUUCGCCGUCUCCGUACAAGACGUGGGUGCAUGAGAUUUUCGAGGGCAUCCUCACCAACGAAACGAAAUGCCUCGGGUGCGGCACCAUCACAUGUCGUGACGAAUCGUUCCUGGACCUGAGCGUCGAGAUCGACCCCCACACGUCGCUCACCUCGUGCCUCAAAAAGUUUGGAGCUACCGAGACGUUGGCCGGCAACGACAAGUUCUUUUGCGACACCUGCGAUGGCCUUCAGAAUGCCCAGAAGCGCAUGCAUGUAAAGCGCAUUCCGCAUGUGCUGGCGGUGCAUCUCAAGCGGUUCAAGUACAUGGAGGAGACCCAGUCGUUUGAGAAACUGUUCCAUCGCAUCUUGUUUCCGGCCGAGUUGAAGCUGCCCAGUGUACUCACGGAAGCGGCGUCGCUGGACUCGUCGAAACGGUACCAGUUGUUUGGGGUGGUGAUUCACAUUGGCAACGGCACCGACCACGGGCACUACGUGAGCAUGAUCCGAUGUCAAGACACGUGGGUGUGCUUUGACGACGAAUCUGUGCAGAUGGUGGACGAUGACAUGUUAGAGCAUUGUGUUGGCCGCGGAAACACUGAAGAUAGGACCAAUACUGCCACGGGGUACUUGCUGUUCUACCACUUGAUAGAGUAACUAUAGAGUAGUUCGUUCCCCCUUCUUGACAUGACGAUAAUAUUUAUCACGCACAC
Messenger RNA from Aphanomyces astaci, 1187 nucleotides. RefSeq lists its product as hypothetical. Bases 1 to 1131 code for a protein of 376 amino acids. Gene Ontology annotation, biological process: protein deubiquitination. Gene Ontology annotation, molecular function: cysteine-type deubiquitinase activity; cysteine-type endopeptidase activity. The record is from RefSeq and is a predicted model, not a curated record. Lineage: Eukaryota; Oomycota; Saprolegniomycetes; Saprolegniales; Verrucalvaceae. Gene Ontology annotation, cellular component: nucleus; cytosol. The transcript is spliced from 7 exons.